Diuraphis noxia (Russian wheat aphid) is the source of this 1827-nucleotide messenger RNA. RefSeq names its product Ionotropic receptor 93a (gene Ir93a). Lineage: Eukaryota; Metazoa; Arthropoda; Insecta; Hemiptera; Aphididae. Gene Ontology annotation, cellular component: membrane. The record is from RefSeq and is a predicted model, not a curated record. Gene Ontology annotation, biological process: monoatomic ion transport. Gene Ontology annotation, molecular function: ligand-gated monoatomic ion channel activity; signaling receptor activity.
AUGGUCACGAUAUUCAUUGUAUCAUACUGUGAAGAYAUUUGGGAUUUAUAUUAUAAAGCUGAAUUUGAAGGAUUAAAUGGAUUACUAUAUAUUUCAAUUACAGAUACUGAUUGCCCGAGACUACCAGUAGACGAGGCAAUUACUAUUCCUUUGACUGCCCAUCAUUCGGAACUUUCUCAAAUGAUGUUGGAUUUAAGAAUGUCAAAUGCGUUUUCAUGGAAAUCAGCAAUUUUAAUGCAUGAUAAUUCUAUUAGUGAUAGCGUUUUACAACAUAUUGUAACAUCAUUGACAAAAUACUAUCCAAGUGUAUGCGAAACAUGCUCAUUGUGGCAAAUUGAUUCUGGCGUUACUUGGGGUCAAGARCAUUUUGGUCAAGGAUGUUACAUUCUUCCGGUGGGUUAUUGGAAUACAAAAACUGGUUUAAAGCUAACUGAACCACUUUUCAUGCAUUUGGCAAAUGGUUUUAGAAGAAUGGCAUUACCUAUYGCUACAUUUAAUUUUCCACCUUGGCAAAUCGUAAAUUUCAAUAAGAGUGGUCAUUUGGUUGGUUAUAGUGGUUUAGUUUUCGAUAUUAUCAAUCAAUUGGCAAAAACAUUAAAUUUUAYCUAUAAUGUCAUUGUCAUACCUAAUACGGACCAAAUGAAUACUACGAGAACUUAUUUACAAAAUAAUGCAYUGGGUGAACAUGACGCAGUAGUCUCAAAACCAUUAUGGGAUAAAAUGAUAGACCUUGUWCGAUCCGAAAGAGUGUUCAUUGCAGCAGCUGCAUUUGCCGUAAAAGAAGCAAACCAAUUAUUAGUUAACUAUACAACACACAUAAGUCUAGAGCCACAUCAUAUUUUAGUUGCCAGACCAAAGGAACUAAGCCGAGCUUUGUUAUUUACCGCUCCGUUUACGUUAUUGGUAACGCUAAAAAAUAAUUAUUUACCUACGAACUUACGGGGAGCUCAUUUACCCGAUGCAGACAGCGGUCGAUUGGUAGUCGGCACUUGGUGGCUAUUCGUUUUAGUGAUCGUGACUACGUACAGUGGCAACUUAGUAGCGUAUUUGACGUUUCCACAGAUGGAUACAAUGGUAUCUAACGUGGCCGAUUUGAUGACUCGUAAACCUCAAGGAUAUUCAUGGGGAAUACCGAAAACAUCAAAUUUACAUUCAUUACUUACCACAUUAUCAGAUGAUACAAUGGUCAAAGAAUUAAUUAAAAAUGCAGAACACCACGAGGAGUUGUCACAAUCGAUCAUAGAAAGAGUGAGAUCGGGUAAACAUGCAUUCAUUCAUCGUCGAACCAACUUAAUGUACAUUAUGAAGAAUGAUUUCCUUAAAACUAAUAGAUGUGACUUUGCUAUAGGAAAUGAAGAUUUUGCAGAAGAAAAAUUAGCAAUGAUGUUAUCAAAAGAAAACCCUUAUCUCAGUAGAAUAAACAGAGAGAUCGAAAAAAUGCACAAGGUUGGUCUCAUAAACAAAUGGUUGGUKGAUACAUUACCCAAAAAAGAUCAAUGUUGGACCAACACACAAUUAGAAGUAACAAAUCAUAAAGUAAAUUUAGAUGAUAUGCAAGGAUCAUUUAUUGUUCUGUUAUUGGGUGAGUCUAUUUUUACAAACACAAAAGAUUUAUAUUAUACUUUAUUUUCUUUAUUGAUUUGUUUAAGGUGUAUUAUCUUCACUAGUGUCAUUUGUUUUUGAAUACAUACUAUAUAAAUACAAAAAUCGGCGUCAAAUAGUAAUAACACCAUUCAUAAAUUGAUAUCAAACAACUGUACAUUCAACAGUCUUUUUCUUUUAUUAAAAUAUAUAGAUAACAAUGCUAAUUAGUAUUCUUAAAAUUAA